Helobdella robusta is the source of this 315-nucleotide messenger RNA. RefSeq lists its product as hypothetical. Lineage: Eukaryota; Metazoa; Annelida; Clitellata; Rhynchobdellida; Glossiphoniidae. The transcript is spliced from 2 exons. Bases 1 to 315 code for a protein of 104 amino acids. The record is from RefSeq and is a predicted model, not a curated record.
AUGUCCAACUGUGGAACGGACGAUAACUCAGAUGAAACUCAGGACUGUCACGCCUAUCAAGAAAAUGGUCUGAUAUACUUAACAAUAUUUGUUUCGGUUUUUAUAUGUUUUAUAGCAAUAGUCGUCACUGCGUGUAUCAUACAACAAAGAAAAAACAAACUGAACAAGCCACAGUCAGAAUUGAAUGUGCAAUAUGGCGUGCCAAGUAAAACAUUCUCUUCGCCGGGACCAGUUUGUAAACCCAGUUAUCCGUUCAACACAACAAAAGACGGUAGAAUAAUAAAAGAAGAAACUGAAAAAGUUUCGAUUGUGUGA